UCUAAAAACAAUGGUAUUUUGGCCCAUGGGUGUUGCCCUUAUACUUUCUUUUUUCCCAAGAAUUAUAUAUUAUUUUCAUUAAAAAUAAAAAAAAUUAAUUAUUUUGCCAAACAACGACCACACCGUGUUACUUCCUUGCACCAGAAUCUGAUUCAACUUUUUCUUCCAAUUUUCUCGAGAAAAUCCAUGGUUGAAAUUCUUCAACUGGAAUAAACCGAAAUCGAUGAGACCAAUUAAACUUCCAGAACCGCCAAGCCCUAACUCCCAUAGAGGCACACCUGACAUCUUUGAAUCUGGAGUUCAUACUUUCGUCCGACGCGCUGUUGUUAUCGGAAACGGUUUCGCCGCUUCAGAGAAUCAGAGUAUUGGAUUGGUUCGCGCUCUUGGAUUCUCUGAUAACUAUUUCUUAUAUCGGGUUACCAGGCCUAAAGGGGGAGUUAAUGAAUGGCUUCAUUGGCUUCCAGUCUCGCUCCAUAAGAAAAUAUAUUAUAUAGUAACAACGGUUCGCGAUUAUUCUCAGAUACUGUUGAAAUCUCAACAGAAGAAGCUUGUGCCAUCAGUAAAUGGUGAGCGUGCAGGCUUGUUGGGUGUCUUAGAAGCUGAUGCAAAGCAGAUAGUGAAUUUUGCUCAAGAAACUUAUGAGAAGGAGGGACCUUUGUUGGUGGUUGCAUGUGGAAGAGAUACCAUUUCUACUGCAAGUUCCAUAAAAAGUUUAGCAUCUGAGAAUGUUUUUGUCGUUCAGAUACAACAUCCAAGAUUGCAUUUGAAUAGGUUUGACAUGGUGAUUACACCUAAGCAUGACUAUUAUCCUCUGACUCCACAAGGACAGGAACAAGUUCCUCGGCUUCUUCGAAGUUGGAUAACUCCGCGUGAUCCUCCAGAUAGUCAUGUGAUUCUCACGACUGGAGCCCUACAUCAAAUAGAUUUCACUUCAAUACGCAGUGCUGCUGCCACGUGGCAUGAUGAAUUUGCAAGUGUCAGCAGGCCCCUGCUAGUUGUCAACAUUGGAGGACCAACAAGUAAUUGUCGAUACGGUGGAGACCUUGCAAAGCAGUUGGUAGCCUCUUUGCUCAGUGUUCUUGCUAGUUGUGGGAGUGUUAGAAUAUCCUUUACAGAGAAGACUCCUCAAAAAGUGGCCAAAAUUAUAGUGAAAGAACUUGGAAAUAAUCCAAAAGUUUAUAUUUGGGAUGGGCAAGGACGUAACCCGCACAUGGGCCAUCUAGCUUGGGCUGAUGCAUUUGUUGUGACAGCAGAUUCAGUUAGUAUGAUAAGUGAAGCUUGCAGCACCGGGAAGCCCGUUUACGUUGUGGGGGCUGAGCGUUGCAAAUGGAAGUACACAGAAUUUCACAGAUCAUUGACAGACCUGGGAGUUGUUCGGUCUUUUACAGGUUCUGAGGAUAUUUCAGAGAGUUGGAGCUAUCCGCCACUUAACGAUACUGCUGAUGCAGCUAAACGAAUUCGUGAAGCACUUGCUGCCAGAGGGUGGAAGCUAAAGAUAUAAAAUGCAAUACGAAGUUGAUACUAUACUUUUUAUCGAAUUUAUUUUUUAACUAAAGGGGGUUACCAUUCAUUGUUUAAACAUAUUACCAAGCAAAAACAAGUAGGAAAUGCAGAUGAUAUUUCUGCAAUCUUUUUCACCAUAGCAAAUUUUGAAGAUGUAUGUAUGUUUGUGUAAUAUAAGGUGAACCGCGUGAUUUUGGCGUUUGAAAGAAUGAGGUAAAUAAACAAUAUACAUGUUGAGAAAUUUUCUUUGUAUUUUAAUUUGAUAUUAUCUAUGGCAAUUUAAUGUCAUUCA
Medicago truncatula (barrel medic) is the source of this 1795-nucleotide messenger RNA. RefSeq names its product mitochondrial fission protein ELM1. The record is from RefSeq and is a predicted model, not a curated record. NCBI's taxonomy places the organism in Eukaryota, Viridiplantae, Streptophyta, Magnoliopsida, Fabales, Fabaceae. Gene Ontology annotation, biological process: mitochondrial fission. The transcript is spliced from 10 exons. Gene Ontology annotation, cellular component: mitochondrial outer membrane. Bases 224 to 1501 code for a protein of 425 amino acids.